GGAGCGGCGGCGGCGGCGGCGGCGGAGCUCAGACAAAGCCGCUCGCGGGGGUCGGUCGCAACGGCGAGGAUGGCCGCGAGCCGCCGCUGAGACCCCCCACCACCACCAUCCCCGGCCAGGGGUCUUUCCCGGGGGUCGCUCCUCUGGGCGGAGGAAGAAGGCAGAGCAAGCCCCCUACCCACUGCAGGGCUCCGGCGCUAAGAUGAGCCUCUUGGUGCCGAAGCCUCGCGCAGAGGGCCACGUGCCAAAAAGGCGACUGUGUUGUGAGAAAGCAUCAAAAGCGGGCGGCUCGACACCCAAGCGCCCGCGUCUGGACAAGCUUCCGGGGCCAUCACCCUGCCUCCAGCCCCUGCCUCAGUGCCCUCCUGCUGCAGAUCAGGGUUUGACCAUAACUCAGAUCGGCUCCUACAUCCUUCUGGAACCCACAGAAGGAGGAUGCGCCUACAGGGCUGUGAACAGACAAACCGAGGCAGAGCUCACUUGUAAGGUUUAUCCGGCCAAGAGCUACCCCGAGGUGAUGGCGCCCUACGCUGCUCUUCCCUCGCACCCCAACAUUGCCCGGGUGGCCGAGGUCAUCGUGGGGGACCAGAAUGUUUACGUCUUUUUUGAACCCGGGAAGGACAACAUGCACGACCUGGUGAGGCGGCGUAAGCGUGUGCCAGAGUCCGAGGCCGUCGCUCUUUUCCGACAAAUGGCCGAAGCCGUCGCCCAUUGUCACCAGCACGGCGUCGUCCUCCGAGACAUCAAACUGAGGAAGUUUGUCUUUGCGGAUCGAGAAAGGUCCAAGUUGCUCCUGGAGAACUUGGAAGAUGCUCAGGUCCUGCUGGGCCCCGAUGAUGCCUUGGUGGACAAGCACGGCUGUCCAGCUUACGUGGGUCCCGAAAUCCUGAGCUUCAAAGGCUCCUAUUCUGGAAAGGCGGCUGAUAUCUGGAGCCUAGGGGUGGUCCUUUACACACUGCUGGUGGGCUGCUACCCCUUCCAGGGCACCAAGCCCAUCUCAUUGUUUGGCAAGAUUUGUCGCGGACAUUUUACGGUUCCGGGCGACCUCUCGCCCAAGGCCCAGUGCCUUAUCCGCUGCCUCUUGCGAAAGGAUCCGGCUGAAAGGCUGACCGCUAGCGAGAUCCUGCUCCAUCCUUGGCUGGCUUCGAACCCAGUCCCCAAACCAUUGGGGGUCGGCCCCCCUGGAGGGCAGGGACUGGACCAAGUGGUUCCCAAAAUGGAGAGCUGCAGAAAGGAUUUGGAUAAAUUGCGAGGAGGGGACAGAUGAAGUGGCCUGGAAGGGAAGAAUGCGGAAGAAAGCACGCAAGCAUGUGGCAUUGAAAGCCAUAUCUUGGCUGCCUCGGAAGUGCCUUUUGGGGGACAAAUGACAUGUCACCUUUGCCCUUCCGUGGGGCAGGGGUCACUUUGUCCCAAAACAUGGGUAGAGAAGGGCUUCACCCCCUCUUCCUCCUUGUUCGUUCUCGCCUAUGCCAAAGAAACCUAGAGGAGUUUCGUCAAGCACCCGCAAGCUCUUAAAGAGGACUGUUUUUGCACUUUCAAUUUGGGAUCUGUAUUGCUGAUCUGGACAAGGACCCUGGAAGGAACCUGCUGGAAUGAUUGAUGGGAGAAAGAGAUGUAGCAUGGAUGAUGUUACGUAGUUUGGUAAUGAGACGUCUGCAAGUAAACUGCUAAGCUCGGAGAGCCCAAAGGACCCUGCAGUCCUCCUCCUCCUCCUUUUCUUCUUCCUUUUCCUCCUCCUCCUUCUUUUCCUCCUCCUCCUCCUCCUCUUCCUCCUCCUCCUUUUCUUCUUCCUUUUCCUCCUCCUCCUCUUCUUCUUUUCCUCCUCCUCCUCUUCUUCUUCCUUUUC
Messenger RNA from Ahaetulla prasina, 1846 nucleotides. RefSeq names its product tribbles pseudokinase 3 (gene TRIB3). NCBI's taxonomy places the organism in Eukaryota, Metazoa, Chordata, Lepidosauria, Squamata, Colubridae. Gene Ontology annotation, cellular component: nucleus. Gene Ontology annotation, biological process: regulation of MAP kinase activity; protein phosphorylation; positive regulation of proteasomal ubiquitin-dependent protein catabolic process. The record is from RefSeq and is a predicted model, not a curated record. The coding region runs from base 203 to 1267 and encodes 354 amino acids. Gene Ontology annotation, molecular function: ATP binding; mitogen-activated protein kinase kinase binding; protein kinase activity. The transcript has 4 exons.